Messenger RNA from Rhizophagus irregularis DAOM 181602=DAOM 197198, 1107 nucleotides. RefSeq lists its product as uncharacterized. Lineage: Eukaryota; Fungi; Glomeromycota; Glomeromycetes; Glomerales; Glomeraceae. Gene Ontology annotation, molecular function: protein binding. The record is from RefSeq and is a predicted model, not a curated record.
CUAUUAAAAUGUCAGAAAAUAUUCAAACCGAAACUUAUACUUCUGAUCCCGAAAUAGAAGAAAUAAGAAAUAUUGAUGAUAACGAAGAUGUAUUUGAGACUCAAGGAAGAGAUAAAAAAUAUUAUGACAGAAUCAAUGAGGAUAAUGAGGAAGAAGUUGAUUUUCUUGAAGAUUUUGAAGAAGAUACUGAGGAAAUCGAACUGUUAAAUAUACGUUUGACUGAUAUCACAAGUUUGAUGCUUGACCGAUUUCCAAAAAUAAAGUCUUUAUGUGUUCGACAAAAUCUUGUUACAAAAAUUGAUGGUAUUGAAAGUCUAAAGGACCUUGAAGAACUUGAUCUUUAUGAUAAUCGAAUAUCAUAUAUUGAAAACUUGAACAAUUUUCCUGAAUUAAAAUUUUUAGAUUUAUCCUUUAAUAAAAUUCGAGUUAUUGAAAAUUUAGAACAUUUAACAAAAUUAGUAAAUCUUUAUUUUGUUCAAAAUAGAAUAUCAAAGAUUCAAAAUUUGGAUAAUUUGAUAAAUGUAACCAAUUUGGAAUUGGGAGCAAAUAAAAUUAGAGUAAUUGAAAAUUUAGAUAAACUUGUGAAUUUGGAACAAUUGUGGCUUGGAAAAAAUAAGAUCACCGAAUUUCAAAAUUUGGAGAACUUGAGGAAUCUUAAAAUUCUUAGUAUACAAAGUAACCGCUUGACUCAAAUAAAAGGUUUAGAAGGUUUGGUUAACUUAGAGGAAAUUUAUAUGAGUCAUAAUGGUAUUCAAAAGAUUGAAGGAUUUGAAAACAAUUUAAAAUUAAGAGUAAUCGAUGUCAGCAAUAAUCUUUUAACAAAAAUUGAGAAUAUUUCUCAUUUGACAGAAUUAGAAGAAUUUUGGGCAAAUAAUAAUCAAUUUUCAGAUUUUGAAGAAUUACCUGUACAAAUGGGGCAUCUUAAAAAAUUGAAUACGAUCUAUCUAGAAGGAAAUCCGAUGCAAACAGAAAAUCAAGCAAUUUAUAGAUUAAAAGUUAAAACGCUUUUACCUCAAAUAAGUCAAUUAGAUGCAACGUAUGUUUCUUGAACUUCUUUCCUUGUUUUUAAUUAUUCAAAUUUUUUUUUUAAAAAAAAAUUAAAACAUU